AUGACGCAGACGUUUGAAGACUUGGGCGUCGAGAGGGAGAUUGCGAUCCGACGGAGAAUUGCCAAAGAGUUUAAUAAGCGGCGGGAAAACUUUUCCGAUUUGCAGGCAUACAAUGACUACCUUGAGGAAGUCGAGACUAUCUCGUUCAACUUGAUUAAUAAUAUCGAUGUGGAGGAAACCGAGAAACGGAUCGCAGCUUACCGCGAGGAAAAUGCGGCACUGAUCGAGCUUAACAUUCAACGCGAGGAACGAGAAAUGCUCACUGCACAAGAAGAGGAAGAACGCGAACGCGAAGAGCGACAACGACGCGCCGAGGAGAUUCGACGUGAAGAGGAAAAUGAGCGCGCCGAAAGAACAAAAGCGAGCCACAAAAUCCUCGAAGAGUUGGCCAGAGGAAACGCAGACGCACGUAAAGUCGUCGCACAAUCGCGUGCAGAGGCGGCCAAACGGGCAGAGCAGCGUGCCGCAGCCGCGAAAGCGGCAAGCAUGGCCACGCUUUCAAAUCUCAAGCGAAAGAACGAACUUGCGAUCCCGGAUCCACCUCACAAACCGCUCAUCGACGAUUGGUACGCCUAUGAGGACAAGUACGUUCUCCGGCGCGAGUACCAGGACGGCGUCAUGGACCAUAUUAGUGAAGAUGUUCUCCGUCAGAUGAGGAUUGGCGGAUAUCGCGUGGAAGACGCAUGGGAUAGAGCAAUUCGAUAUGCAGUUGCCGGCUUGGAGUCUCAACCACUUGUCGGACUACCUUCGUAG
This is a messenger RNA of Serendipita indica DSM 11827, 753 nucleotides long. Lineage: Eukaryota; Fungi; Basidiomycota; Agaricomycetes; Sebacinales; Serendipitaceae. The record is from the annotation of a GenBank genome assembly.